Messenger RNA from Megalops cyprinoides (Indo-Pacific tarpon), 4281 nucleotides. It is a transcript of the gene slc4a2b, whose product is annotated as solute carrier family 4 member 2b. Gene Ontology annotation, molecular function: monoatomic anion transmembrane transporter activity; solute:inorganic anion antiporter activity. Gene Ontology annotation, biological process: transmembrane transport; regulation of intracellular pH; bicarbonate transport. NCBI's taxonomy places the organism in Eukaryota, Metazoa, Chordata, Actinopteri, Elopiformes, Megalopidae. Gene Ontology annotation, cellular component: basolateral plasma membrane; plasma membrane; apical plasma membrane. The coding region runs from base 237 to 3968 and encodes 1243 amino acids. The record is from RefSeq and is a predicted model, not a curated record. The transcript has 24 exons.
GAGCACUUUAAAUCUCAGGCGAGGAACGUCUUGUGUCGCUUGAAUUUACCGAUCUGAGUCCACAGCCUAUGAAAUGGUGGCUUUUGGCUCUGGACUAUGAUGUCUGCUAUAUCCCUUCUGCAGUAAGAACACCAAGGUUAUGCUGCCAAAAACCUCCCCGCUGAGUGAGAAAGAAAAAGGUUAAAGAACCCACAAGCUCUGCCUGCUGUAACCCCACCACAGAGACCAGAGCAGCCAUGAGUCAUGACUCCCCAGAUUCCAGCAAAGUCACCAAUGCUGUGGCCUCCGUCAUCCACCAUCCGGAGCCGGUGUCCCCACCCCCCCACAGUGUGCAGCCGGAGGAUGAGGAGGGGGACCUGAACAAAGCCCUGGGGGUGGAGAGUUUCCAGCAGAUCCUGCACCCCGCCCCCUGUGUUCCCGAUGAGCAGUACCGCACCUACAGUGAAGAGGAUUUUGAAUAUCACCGUCAGUCCUCACACCACACCCACCAUCCCCUGUCCAAACUCCCCUCCGACACGCGCAAGAAAAGGAGUGGCAAAAAGAAGAGUGGCGGUCAGAAGAGCUGCACAGGGGCCAGCGGGGCCCCCACCAUCGAAGAGGGAGAGGAGGAGGAGGACGAGGAGGAGGAGGAGCCCUGCAACACCCCCAAUGAAGAUGGCCGGAUGGCCACCCCUGCGCCGGACACGGACACUGGCGCCCAGGGACAGCAGUUCUUCGUUUCAGAGGAUGAUCCUCCCAUCACUAUGUCCAGUAGCCCCCUACCCGCCCAUGAGCUGAUCAUUGUACCUGAAUCGACGCUGGGCCCAUGCACUGACCUGCCAGAGGACGCCACACCCACUGAUGAGCAGGGCCUGGAGUCAGCCAUAUCCAAAGAUGGCAAGAAGGUAUCCAGCCCCAUCCCACAGCCUCCUGGCACCCCCCUCUCACCAGACAAUCCCAGCCCCCCAACCAGCACCUCCUCCGCAUGGCGCAGUUACGACCUGCAGGACCGUCGCCGCACCGGCAAUAUGACAGGUGCUGAGCAGGCCAAGUACCAGAGGAUCCCCACAGACGAGAGCGAGGCCCAGACACUGGCCUCUGCUGACCUCGAUGGCAUUAAGAGUCACCGUUUUGAGGAUGUUCCUGGAGUGCGUCGGCACCUGGUCAGGAAGAGCAAUAAAGGCCAGUUGGUGCAUAUCACCAAGGAUCACAAGGAGCCCAGUACCCGGAGCAGAAAACUGGAUCGCACCCCCCAUGAGGUGUUUGUGGAACUGAACGAACUGGUCAUGGAUAAGAACCAGGAGAUGCAGUGGCGAGAGACGGCCCGCUGGAUCAAGUUUGAGGAGGACGUGGAGAAGGAGACGGACCGCUGGGGAAAGCCACAUGUAGCUUCCCUCAGCUUCCGCAGCCUGCUCGAGCUGCGCAAGACCAUUUCACAUGGGGCGGUGCUGCUGGAUCUGGAUCAGAAGACCCUGCCUGGCAUUGCUCACCAGGUGGUGGAACAGAUGAUCAUCUCAGACCAGAUCAAAGCAGAGGACCGGGCCAAUGUGAUGAGAGCCCUGCUGCUCAAACAUAGUCACCCAAGCGAUGAAAAGGAGCACAGCACCUUUCCUCGGAACAUUUCAGCUGCCAGCCUGACCUCCCUGAAGGCCCAUCACCACACCACCAAUCAUGCCACCCAGCCAGAGCCCUCCAUCACUGACCCACUCAUGGGGAGUGGCAGCACUGACAGCGAGACCCGUAUUGAUAUCGAAAAGAAGGAGAAGGAGACUCCCUCGGUGAUAGGCAUGCACAGGUCCAAGUCUAAGCAUGAGCUGAAGCUGCUGGAGAAGAUCCCUGAAAAUGCUGAGGCCACUGUUGUCCUUGUGGGCAGUGUGGAGUUCCUUGAGCAGCCCACUAUGGCCUUUGUGCGGCUCCAGGAAGCAGUGGAGCUGGACUCUGUCCUGGAGGUGCCAGUACCAGUCCGCUUCCUCUUCGUUUUGCUGGGGCCCUCUACCACCAACAUGGACUACCACGAAAUUGGCCGUUCAAUUUCCACACUCAUGUCUGACAAGCACUUCCACGAGUCGGCGUACCUGGCAGACGACCGGCAGGACCUGCUGAACGCCAUCAACGGCUUCCUGGACUGCAGCAUCGUGCUGCCGCCCUCAGAGGUGGGGGGCGACGAGCUGCUGCACUCCGUGGCGCGCUUUCAGCGGGAGAUGCUGCGCAAGAGGGAGGAGCAGGAGGAGAAGCUGCUGGCAAAGGAGCUCAAAGGUCCUGUAGAAAAAGAAGCACUCCUCACCCCCUUUAAACCAGAAGAUGACCCUCUGCAGAGGACAGGACGGCCAUUCGGCGGUUUGAUCCGGGAUGCCCGGCGGCGAUACCCCAAGUACGUCAGUGACUUCACAGAUGCCCUGAACGCCCAGUGCAUGGCAGCUGUCAUCUUCAUCUACUUCGCUGCCCUUUCACCUGCCAUCACAUUUGGGGGGCUGCUGGGUGAGAAGACGGAAGGUCUGAUUGGAGUGUCAGAGCUGAUUGUGGCUACGGCGGUGCAGGGUGUGAUCUUCUGUCUGCUUGGAGCCCAGCCCCUGCUGGUAGUGGGCUUCUCUGGCCCCCUGCUGGUGUUUGAAGAGGCCUUCUACUCAUUCUGCAAAGGGAACAACAUGGAGUACCUGACGGGUCGUGUCUGGAUCGGUUUCUGGCUCAUCAUCAUUGUGGUCCUCAUGGUGGCCUUUGAGGGCAGCUUCCUGGUGCGCUUUGUCUCACGCUUCACCCAGGAGAUCUUCGCCUUCCUCAUCUCCCUCAUCUUCAUCUACGAGACAUUCUCCAAGCUGGGAAAAAUCUUCAUGGAGCACCCCCUGCAACGGUGUUCCCUGGACAACAACACAGUAAAUAACGUCACAACGGGAAGUGUCACUGUGCUGUCACCAGAUAACAGCACUGCCACCACACCCAUUAAGGUGCUUGGUAAGCCAAACACCGCCCUGCUCUCCCUGGUCCUUAUGUCUGGCACUUUCUUCAUCGCCUUCUACCUGCGCAAGUUCAAGAACAGUGCCUUCUUCCCUGGCAGGCUCCGAAGGGUGAUUGGAGAUUUUGGCGUACCCAUUGCCAUCUUCAUCAUGGUCUUGGUAGACUACAGCAUACGAGACACCUACACACAGAAACUGAGCGUGCCACAUGGCUUCUCCGUCACCAGCCCAGACAAGCGCAGCUGGGUGAUCAACCCUUUGGGGUCGAGCGGAGAGUUUCCCAUCUGGAUGAUGGCAGCCAGCAUUCUCCCUGCCCUGCUGGUUUUCAUCCUCAUUUUCAUGGAGACACAGAUUACCACUUUGAUUGUCAGUAAAAAGGAGCGGAUGCUGGUGAAGGGGUCAGGGUUCCACCUGGACCUGCUGGUCAUCGUGGCACUGGGCGGGACCUCCGCCCUCUUCGGGCUGCCCUGGAUGGCUGCCGCCACCGUGCGCUCCGUCACCCACGCCAACGCCCUCACCGUCAUGAGCAAGGCCGUCGCCCCUGGAGACAAGCCGCGCAUUCAGGAGGUCAAGGAGCAGAGGGUGACCGGGUUGCUAGUAGCCGUUCUCGUGGGCCUGUCCAUUGUGAUAGGAGACCUCCUGCGUCAGAUCCCCAUAGCAGUGCUGUUUGGGAUCUUCCUUUACAUGGGCGUGAUGUCACUUAACGGCAUCCAGCUGACGGAGCGCAUCCUGCUGCUACUCAUGCCACCCAAAUACCACCCUGACCAAAUCUUUGUGCGCAAGGUGCGGACGUGGCGGAUGCACCUGUUCACAGGUAUCCAGAUGGUGUGUCUGGCCGUGCUGUGGGCAGUCAUGUCUACCAUAGCCUCAUUGGCCUUCCCCUUCGUCCUCAUCCUCACUGUCCCUGUAAAAAUGUUCUUGCUGCCCCGCAUCUUCACCGCCCAUGAGAUGCAAUGCCUGGAUGCAGAUGAUGCUGAGCCCACCUUUGACGAGAAGGAGGGGCAGGAUGAGUACACCGAGAUGCACAUGCCAGUGUGAGCCACACCCACACACACUCCCGUCAGUGGCCAGCCUGCCAAUCGCUCAAGCCAGCCAGCCAGUCAGACAAGGGCAUCAGAGGUCCAUGCACCUGAGAGCUGCUCUGUGUUCAACAUUUCAGUUUUCUUAUUACCAUUUCAUUAUUGUCACAAACAUUUAGGAAUUUUAAUUUAUUUUGCUGAUGGAUCUAUGUACAUGCAAAAUCCCACUACGGAACCUGCUCCAGUGAACGGUCCCCAACUUUCAAGGCCAGAGCCUGCCCAACAUGAUGUUCACGUUUUGACAUUUUUGUAACAUAACGAUGAAACACAAA